ACGCCACCGAGCCCCCCGAGCGUGAGCGACGGAAGGGAACAACGGGGCCGAGGGCGCGGGCCAUUCGCGCGCAGGGUCUCCGCGUCAGGCUUUCGGCCUCCCGCCGGGCCUUCCUGCCACGACGCGCGGGGGUCUGCCGCAGGGCACCCGCGCCGCCGCCCCAUGGCGCGCUGCACCCGCGCCGCGCUGGCGCUCGCCCUCGCCGCGGCCGCGCUGCGCCUGGGCUCGCUGGCCUUCUGCGGCGCCCCGGCGGCGCCGCCCGCGCGCGGGAGCCUGGCGGGGCGCGAAGGUUGGCGUUUGGAUCUGAUCGAGAUCGGGCCCAAGGGCAUCGGCCAGCUCGUGAUCCACGAGGGCUACUACGUCGGGGAGAAGGCCAUGUUCGAGAUCCUGGCGAAGAACGGCUUCCGCUAUCGCAUGCGCGCCACGACAGAGGAGAUGAAGAAGGGCGUCGACGUCCCGCCCAUCUCUCAGCUCGGCCCGCUCAAGCUCAGGCUCUUCGAGUCGCUGGGCGGCUCCUGCCGCAAGCCGGGGCUGGUGCGCCCCGAGGGCUACAGGGGCUGCGCUGGGCUCGCGGCGUGGGACACGGACCUGCCGAAGGCGAACCCGGCCCUCAAGUGAGCGGAAGCCAGGGCCCGUCAGGAUUCGGGUCGAAUCGAUCUGCUGGUUGCUGUCCUUUGCGAUCCUCUGGGCGGGCCUGCGCACGAAUCUGCUUCCUCCGCCUCCCGACCUCGUGCGCCUGCACCCGCCUUCUUCGCCCCUCCCCGCUGCCGUCCGACGCGAGGCGUGCUCUGAGCCACGGGGGCGGCGACGCAGCCACCCUUCGGGCGCCGCCUCCCCGCGCCCCUCCGUCCGCUUCUCCCGCGCCCGUCGGCGCGCCAGCUUGUUUUUUUUCAUCGCGGGCGACCUCGCCGGAAGGAAAAA
This is a messenger RNA of Prorocentrum cordatum, 921 nucleotides long. The record is from the annotation of a GenBank genome assembly. Lineage: Eukaryota; Dinophyceae; Prorocentrales; Prorocentraceae.